ACUCCAUGACCUAUUUUUGGCAUUAGUUGCAGCUGAUUGCAAAGAUUUUUGGCCCUCCCUGAUUUUUUUUUUUUGGCAGACGUUUGUCUUUGUUGAAAGAACUAUUUGAAAAGGGUGGUGUUGUCAAGAGAGAGACUUCUCUCCGUUUGCUCGCCGAAGUCUGCGUUACCUCUAUUACAAAAGUGUUGCCAGAAGGGAAACGUGGAAGGAACUAACACGCAACGGAAACAUCAAAGCCCAUUCCACCCCCUGGAAGCCGCCGCACUGGAGUGCGCUGUCCGAGCUCAUCCUGUUUUUAAGAGACAACUGAACAGAAUCCGGGAUCUCUCUACCAUUCAGUAUCAAUCAGGUCCUCAAAAACGAAUGCAAGCUUCUCUAAGCAAAAGGAGAAGGCAUAGGAACUACAGUUUCCCGCAGUUGUAGCAUCGUUUUGUCUCACGAGUAAAUCUGUCCAAGAAGUGCUCAACGAGAAGAACAAGAAUCUGCACAUUUUGGACGAUUUCCGAAGACUAUGGAGACUAAUCCAAUCCCCGUGGUGACUGUCCAGACUACCCCCUACGAUGACCAGAAACCGGGCCCAAGCGGCUUCAGAAAGAAAACAGCAGUUUUCGAAACGAAGAGAAAUUAUUUGCAAAACUACAUCCAGAGCGUGUUGUCCUCCAUCGACUUGCGGGACCGUCAGGGCUGUACGAUGGUGGUAGGGAGCGACGGCAGGUACUUCAGUCGCACCGCUACCGAAGUUAUUGUACAGAUGGCUGCCGCCAAUGGGAUCGGGCGGCUGGUCAUCGGACACAAUGGAAUUCUGUCCACUCCAGCCGUGUCGUGCAUCAUCAGAAAGAUCAAAGCUAUCGGAGGGAUGAUUCUCACCGCCAGUCACAACCCAGGGGGGCCUGGGGGGGAUUUUGGCAUCAAGUUCAACGUAGCCAAUGGCGGUCCCUCUCCUGACACAGUCACAGAAAAAAUCUGCCAGGUCAGCAGGACACUGGAGGAGUUCGCUAUCUGCCCAGACCUGCGAAUUGACCUAUCCAGGUUGGGCCGACAGGAUUUUGACCUGGAGAACAAGUUUAAGCCUUUCAGAGUGGAGAUUGUAGAUUCCGUUGAGGUGUACCUCAACAUGCUCCGUGGCAUCUUUGACUUCAACGCCAUAAAGGGACUCCUAACCGGACCGGAGCAGCUGAAGAUCAGAAUAGAUGCCAUGAAUGGAGUAAUGGGCCCCUAUGUCAGAAGGAUCCUGUGUGAUGAGCUGGGGGCCCCGGCUAACUCGGCAGUCAACUGUGUCCCCUUGGAGGACUUUGGAGGCCAACAGCCUGAACCCAACCUGCACUACGCAACAUCGCUGGUGGAGUCCAUGAAGGGGGGAGAGUUUGGGUUUGGUGCAGCCUUUGACGCCGAUGGGGAUCGCUACAUGAUUCUGGGCCAGAAUGGAUUCUUUGUUCAGCCAUCUGACUCCGUGGCUGUUAUGGCUGCCAACGCCUCCUGCAUCCCUUAUUUUAGGCAGAAUGGACUCCGUGGUCUGGCGAGAAGCAUGCCAACCAGCACCGCCCUGGACAAAGUGGCCAAGGCCUUGAAGGUGGCCCUCUACGAGACCCCCAGCGGCUGGAGAUACUUCGGGAACCUGAUGGACUCCGGAAGGUGUUCCCUCUGCGGGGAGGAGAGCUUCGGCACAGGCUCGGAUCACAUCCGCGAGAAGGACGGCCUGUGGUCCGUUCUCAUGUGGCUUUCCAUCAUAGCCUCUCGUAAACAGGGUGUUGAGGAGAUCAUGAAGGACCACUGGGCCAAGCUGGGCCGUAACUACUUCUGUCGGUUUGAUUAUGAGGGCGUGGAACCCAGGAUUGCUUUCUACCUGAUGAGGGAUCUCGAGGCUUUGAUCGCGGACAAAGCCUUCACUAGCCAGAAGUUUGCUGUCGCAAACAAUGUGUACAGCGUCGAGAAGGCAGACAACUAUGAGUACGUCGAUCCAGUGGAUGGAACAGUGGCCCGAAACCAGGGAUUGAGAAUCAUCUUCUCGGAUGCGUCCAGACUCAUCUUCCGACUGAGUGGCAGUAGCGGGGGGGGUGGGGCGACCAUCCGGAUAUAUGCAGAGAGCUACGAGAGGGACCCUGAGAAGCACAGCAGGGAGUCGCAGGCUGUGCUUGGACCCCUCAUUGCCAUCGCGCUGAAGAUUUCAGACGUCCACGAGCGGACGGGACGCCGUGGUCCAAGUGUCAUCACCUGAGUUCAGCUAUAGUAUCAAACCAGGGGCCAAACCAGAGACAAUCUUCCAAGAAGUUCCAGUUUCCCCACACAGCCUCUUCACUGCUUCACAAUCCCUUGUGUCCCCAACACUACUUUCCAGAUAAUGCCUAGCAGUUUCACUAAAUUUAUGUGAUGUCGUAAGAUGUUAACUUUGAAACAUUUUCAAGAGAUUUACCAAAGAUGGAUCAUCGAUUCCGAUUAGUUAAUGUGUGAUUAUAAAAAAAUGUAAAGAUUCCUUCCCCCAUGUGCUAGAAUGCAGAAAAAUACUGCAGAAUGGUCAAAAAUUGUACGCCUUUAAAUGUGUAAGAAAAUACAUGUAGUUAACCAGAUGUGUAGAUCAUAAAUAUGUUUUCAAAAGCAUGCGGUUGACAAUUAUACAUGCAUCUCAAGACUUCUCCUUUAGAAAAGGGUUUUAGGUUUUAAUUUAGGGUUUUAAAUGAGGAAUUGUGAGAUUGCGUAAACGCGGUCAGAAAAAUAGCAACAAGAUGUAGCAGCAGGUUGGUGAAAUUGUGAGAACAAACUGGUUCAAGCUUGUCUUGCUUGUUCUUCAUCUGUACCAACCUCUGCAGUCAUCAAUGAAAGUCAAUGUGGGAUCGAAGGGCAUCGGAAGUCAUGUAUUCAUCACAAAACUUAUUUUUAACUCGUGUAAUUAUUAGCAGAAACAUACUGUACACCAGAAUAUCGAUUUUAAAAAAUGGUUGACAGUUAUUUUGAAAAGCUGAUUUCUUAAACAUUGCUCUUCUGGAAACUAAGCUGUGAUUAUGCUCUGCUUAUUAGCAGUACAUAUUAAAAAUGGUAAAAAGGGAUUAA
Molecule: messenger RNA, 3045 nt
Organism: Brienomyrus brachyistius
Lineage: Eukaryota; Metazoa; Chordata; Actinopteri; Osteoglossiformes; Mormyridae
Gene: pgm5
Product: phosphoglucomutase 5
Exons: 11
Coding region: 512-2215 (567 amino acids)
Biological process (GO): striated muscle tissue development; carbohydrate metabolic process; myofibril assembly
Cellular component (GO): adherens junction; cytosol; sarcolemma
Molecular function (GO): phosphoglucomutase activity; magnesium ion binding
Source: RefSeq, a predicted model, not a curated record